GGCAGCGUCUCCAUGGCGACGCGGGACGCGGGUAGGGGUGGCUGGUACCUGCUUGACAGAGACUCUACUCAGGAGAUCCUGGCUGAAACCAGAUCAUGUCGGACUUGGGCUCCGAGGAGUUAGAGGAGGAAGGAGAGAACGAUCUUGGGGAAUAUGAGGGUGAGCGAAAUGAAGUGGGAGAACGGCAUGGACACGGGAAAGCGAGAUUGCCAAAUGGAGACACAUACGAAGGACACUAUGAGUUUGGAAAAAGAAAUGGCCAGGGGAUCUACAAAUUUAAGAAUGGUGCCCGAUACAUCGGAGAAUAUAUUAAAAAUAAAAAGCAUGGUCAAGGGACCUUUAUCUAUCCGGAUGGAUCCAGAUAUGAAGGGGAGUGGGCAGAUGACCAGAGGCAUGGCCAUGGCGUGUACUACUACAUCAAUAAUGACACCUACACAGGGGAGUGGUUCGCUCAUCAAAGGCACGGGCAGGGCACCUACUUCUAUGCAGAGACUGGCAGUAAGUACGUCGGUAGCUGGGUGAAUGGGCAGCAGGAAGGUGCUGCCGAGCUCAUCCACCUGAACCACAGGUACCAGGGCAAGUUCAUAAACAAAAAUCCCGUCGGUCCUGGAAAGUACGUGUUUGACAUUGGAUGUGAACAGCAUGGUGAAUAUCGCCUAACAGAUAUGGAAAGAGGAGAAGAGGAGGAAGAGGAAGAGGCAUUAGUAAGUAUCAUUCCAAGAUGGAAAGCUCUCAAGAUCACAGAAUUGGCACUGUGGACGCCAACCCUCUCUGAGGAGCAGCCUCCUGCUGAGGGACCAGGCCAAGAAGAAGCGCCUGGAGCUGCUGGUACAGGUGACCCCUCAGAUGAAACCCAGGGUCUGGUAGAAGGUUUUGAGGGCGAGAUAGAUACGAGGACUGGAGAGGAAGACAUGGACACAUUCCGAGAGGAGAGCCGAGAGAACAGUUAUGAGAUGGACCAGGGAAAUGCAAACUUUGAUGAAGAACAGUCAGACCUCCUCCAGGACUAAGAUGGAGGAGGCGAAGAACACAGCUACAGGCCGGCUGUGCCUUAGUUAACUCCAGUCAGCUGGGUCGCUUAGCACCCACCGGGCUGUCAAUCUUUCUUUCUCAGUUGUUGUUUUGUUGUUGGAAAUAAAUCUUCCAGUGUUCAGUGUUUGUGAA
This is a messenger RNA of Phodopus roborovskii (desert hamster), 1164 nucleotides long. It is a transcript of the gene Rsph1, whose product is annotated as radial spoke head component 1. Gene Ontology annotation, cellular component: motile cilium; nucleus. The record is from RefSeq and is a predicted model, not a curated record. The coding region runs from base 96 to 1010 and encodes 304 amino acids. The transcript is spliced from 9 exons. Lineage: Eukaryota; Metazoa; Chordata; Mammalia; Rodentia; Cricetidae. Gene Ontology annotation, biological process: spermatid development; axoneme assembly.